ACAUUCUCGAGGAUUAAGAAAGGUGCCAGCUAGUCUGUUUCAUAAUCUCCUGUCAUCUCCUCCCUUAAAAAAGGAGAUAUUUUAGGUCUGCCUAGGGAGACAAGAGCACAGCAGACAAAGCAUUUGGUAGUCUGUCUGGUCAUUCUCUGCAGGAGUCAGCAUUGUCUCGAAGUCUAUUGCAUUUGCUAUCAAUGAGCUCUCUGCUUCUUCAGCUCGCUCUCUGUGCAUCCUGUAUCUCUCUGGCAACUGCUUCUCUACUGCCGCCGGAUGAAUUGAUGUCACCCUUGGUUUCUGACAAGAUACUGAGAACGGCGCUCUCACCCACGAAUCCCAUGCGGUAUCCUCAGUAUACUGACCGCACUGCAGGAAACUGGCUUUAUUUUGUUCCUGACACUUGGACUUCCGGUUUCUUCCCUGCUACACUGUACGCUUUUUAUGCGCGUGCUGAGCUUUGUCACUGGGGUGCAGACAACGCUUCUGCAUAUUUGACCCUCGGACGCCAGUGGAGCACUGCUGAGAUCCCUCUCGAGACUGAUAACGCCGUCGGGCAUGACGUGGGGUUCUUAAGCUACCCCUUCGUAGCGGAGCUGGCUGUGAACUCCAAGAAUCAGACCACCAUCGAUGCUGUGAAUAUAUUUGCAUCGGACCUGGCUGCGCGGUUCAAUCCCAUCGUAGGAUGUACCAGAAGCUGGAAUACUGCAAAUCCUGUUGACUUCGAAGUUGUCAUUGACAACAUGAUGAACCUGGAGGUUCUCUUUGUGUCAGCCUCGUUGACCGAGAACAAUACUCUGCGUGAUAUUGCUAUAUCGCAUGCGAACAAAACCAUGGAACAUCACGUCCGUCCUGAUGGCUCCUCUUUUCACGUCGUCGAGUACAACGCGACGACUGGCGAUGUGAUAGCCCGCUUCACUGCACAGGGUUAUUCAAAUUCAAGCACUUGGAGUCGCGGCCAAGCCUGGGGAAUCUAUGGAUUCUCGAACAUGUUCAAUCAUACAGGCCAGGUGCAAUACCUGGAAACUGCAAGGCAUAUGGCAUCAUACUUUUUAACAAACCUUCCAGAAGACGGCAUUGUUCCGUGGGACUUUAAUGCCCCACUCAAUCCGCCAAGGCCUGCGGACUCCUCAGCGGCAAUGAUAGCUGUCAACGGCCUUAUCCUGCUUGCAAAUCAGGAGGCUUCUCUCUCCCCGUCUAACGUUACGGGUUCCGAAUACUACCUCAAUGCCGCUGUAGAGCUGUUGCGCAACAAUACGGCGUUAGCAUGGCGUCCAGCCUGGCAAAGUCUACUUGCCAACGGUACAGUCAACAAUCCUGAAGGGAAUAACCUAACCGGGAUAGUUUACGGCGACUACUUUUUCGUGGAGGCCGGGAAUACUUUACUCUCGUUGGGAAUGCUUACUUGUUAGCGAUCGCUUGAUAUACUCAUUGACUACUUCCAUUCGUGUACCAUAGCUAGUCUUCAGAUGAUAUGUGCUCAAUUUCAUAGCCACA
Molecule: messenger RNA, 1488 nt
Organism: Laetiporus sulphureus 93-53
Lineage: Eukaryota; Fungi; Basidiomycota; Agaricomycetes; Polyporales; Laetiporaceae
Product: glycoside hydrolase family 88 protein
Exons: 10
Coding region: 192-1403 (403 amino acids)
Biological process (GO): polysaccharide catabolic process
Molecular function (GO): chondroitin hydrolase activity
Source: RefSeq, a predicted model, not a curated record